ACACCCUUCUUUCCCCGAUCAUACUCACUGCAGUUACCUAUUACCCCUACCCUGCGCGUCACAUUAUAGUCACGAUGAAUACUACUUUUACGGAUGAACCAUCAGCCUUGUCAUCUAUUAUGUCUCUGCCUGCCUCUCACGCGCUCGUGUUGUUUCAUGUGCCGCUUCGUUAAUCGUGGCUCUCGCGACAGAACUGGAUUUGAUACUGAGGACCUAGUAUGGCUGCUGGCCCGGCUUCCGAGACAGGAUACCCAUGGCAUCUUGUUCCAUUCGUUUCAUCUUUCUUUGCUACUACAACACCUUACACCCAUACCCAUGUUAGAAUUGUGACUUGUACUCCAUGUCUAACCUCAUUACAAGCAGCUAC
This is a messenger RNA of Aspergillus saccharolyticus JOP 1030-1, 367 nucleotides long. RefSeq lists its product as uncharacterized. The record is from RefSeq and is a predicted model, not a curated record. The transcript has a single exon. Bases 94 to 330 code for a protein of 78 amino acids. Lineage: Eukaryota; Fungi; Ascomycota; Eurotiomycetes; Eurotiales; Aspergillaceae.